This is a messenger RNA of Medioppia subpectinata, 1199 nucleotides long. The record is from the annotation of a GenBank genome assembly. NCBI's taxonomy places the organism in Eukaryota, Metazoa, Arthropoda, Arachnida, Sarcoptiformes, Oppiidae.
AACAAACCGACGCAAUAAAGUGACCAUGGACUCCAAUUAUCAUGAUGAUAAUACAGACUAUUUGUUGAAUAAACGCUCAAUAAAUGACAUUAACGACAACAUUGAGACCCAAACAAAUGAAAAUAAAUUUAAAUAACAAUUUCAAUCAUGAUUAUAGCAAUUAUAAAAAGGCUCAUAAGUUAGAGAUAAUAUGGUGGCCCAACGUUGUGGCUAUGGUAAUAUUGUACAUGGCCGGUUUAUACGGCUUAUAUCGGGGCAUGUUUUAUGCUAAACCAAUCACCAUUAUCUACAUGUAUGUUAUGGUGAUAUUUACUGCACUGGGUAUACAGUGUGGAGUGCAUCGGCUAUGGUGUCACCGUUCAUAUAAGGCCAAUCGUGCCCUGCAAUACAUAAUAAUGACAAUGUUUACGCUGGCAUUACAGGACAACAUAUACAAGUGGUCACGUGAUCACCGCACCCAUCAUAAGUACUCGGACACCGACGCCGACCCGCACAACAUUAAUCGGGGUUUCUUUUUUUCGCACGUGGGCUGGUUGUUGAGCAAAAAACACCCUGAUGUUAUUAAACAAGGUACACUCAUUAAUAUGACUGAUCUGGACCGGGACCAGCUUGUUCAAUUUCAUCGGCGCCACUAUCCGAAAUUAGUUGCGAUAAUAUGGGCCGCUAUACCAACGCUAAUACCCUAUUAUCUAUGGGGCGAAACUUUAUGGGACUCUUAUUUUGUGGGUGUAAUGCUCAGAUAUUUAAUUACUACAAAUUUUGCCAUGUGCAUUAAUUCGAUGGCACACACUUGGGGCUACAAACCGUACGACAACACAGUAAACCCAACCGAGUGUUAUGUAAGGCAUAUGAUGUUUGGCGAAGGUUUUCAUAAUUAUCAUCACACGGACUAUGGGGCCAGCGAGUUCGGUCCGUUGGAAGUAUUUAACCUGGGCACACUAUUCAUUGAUUUUUUUGCAUGGUUGGGCUGGGCGUACGACAUGCGUCGAGCGUCAACCGAGAUGGUAGAUCAACGUAAAAAACGUACCGGCAAUUUGGGCUGGGUCAAAAGUAGUAGGCUCUAUGAAUUGUUUACUGUAAGUUUGGUGUCAUUCAUGGUCUGUACGGCACGUAUGGUUAUAAGUGACCGCAUCCCUAAUCGUCUCAUUAAACUUCACAUCUCUCGUCACGUGAAACAUCACCGACACCUUCCCUAUCAG